This is a messenger RNA of Poecilia latipinna (sailfin molly), 3028 nucleotides long. RefSeq names its product LEM domain containing 3 (gene lemd3). Gene Ontology annotation, molecular function: chromatin DNA binding. The transcript is spliced from 13 exons. The record is from RefSeq and is a predicted model, not a curated record. NCBI's taxonomy places the organism in Eukaryota, Metazoa, Chordata, Actinopteri, Cyprinodontiformes, Poeciliidae. Gene Ontology annotation, biological process: negative regulation of BMP signaling pathway; nuclear envelope organization. Bases 317 to 2818 code for a protein of 833 amino acids.
CAGCAUAUUUUUCUAGAAUGUAAUAAGUAUAGUCAGGAAAGAGAGGUGUUAAUCAAAGAGUUAAAUAGAAAUAAAAAUAAAUUAGAUAUUAAAAAUUUGCUGCAAAGAUCGUCUGAGGAUGUAGUAUUUAACAGCAUUUUUAGUUUUCUUAGGAAGUCAGGUAUUAUGGGAAGAUUAUAGUGGUAGGACAUCUAAUCUAUACUCCAGUCUGGAAGGUGGCGGUAAUGCACCUAUAAGUUGUUUGCCAACCGCCAUAAAACCAAAAGAAGAAGAAGAAGAAAAAGAACGUUUUCAGACAUUUUUUUCCUCUCCAAAGAUGGCGUCGACGCAGUUAACAGAUGAAGAGCUCUUUUCCCAGUUGAAGUGCUUCGGUUACACCCCUGGCCCAGUCACAGAAAACACACGUCCGGUGUAUUUAAAGAAACUGAAGAAGUUUCGCGAGGAGCAGCAGCAGCAGCAGCGAGGUAAAGGCCGAGUCAGCGGGACGAGCAGCAGCAGCAGCACUGGGGCACCAAGGCCAGUUAAACAUGACGUCAGGCGCCUGAGCUCCGGUAGGAGACCGGGCCUAAAGUCCUCUGUUCUCGGCUUCAGCUCUGACGAAUCUGACGCGGAAACGCCACUGAAAAGAAAGGGCCUGGAUCACAUGAAAAGACCCAGCCGAAGCCCACACCUUCAACAACAACAGCUGAAGAUUAGAGCAGCUACGCCUCUUAACGAGGCUAACAAGAAGCAGUAUGGCGUUGGGACUGCUCUGAAAAGCAAUUCAUUCCCGAACCCAGACGGACAGACAAGUGCCUCACUGGGUUGGGAAACUGGUAAAAGAUAUAUGCAUGAUCCUGAAUCCAGGGACGAAGACGUUAGUGAUGAAGAAGUACAGAAUUCCCACCCGGUUAAUGGUCGCAGCGCUGCUCGCCUGAACACAAGCAAACUAGCCGGAGAGUACUCAGACUCGGACGAGGAGGAAGUUGGGGGCCCUGGAGGCCCAGAGCGAGACCGGAGGAGUUUGGAGCUGCGACGGAUUUACACAAGCGGACCGUUUGCUUCGCAUGUAGACGGCGGAGGGUCCCGAAUCGGAGGGAAAAACUGUGCGCUUAAUCCGCUUGGGAACAGAGCCAUGGCAGGCGGCAGAGAGGAGUUUGAGGAGAGGGGGAAGAAAGGAGACCUGGACGCAUCGGGAGGCUUACGGAGCCACAUGCUUCCCAGGAAGCCGAUCUACUUGUCCCUCGGCGAGGACCACCAGAGUAAGACCGGGGAAAACAACCAUAUUAACAGAGAGGAGGGGGCGUCCGGCAGCAACAUGGCCAGCAUCGCGCUGAGACCGCGCUACCGCGGUUCCUACAGCCCGACCCUGAGCCCUCAGGGGGGCUACUCUAAUCACAGCUCUGUCCCGAACCACGCAUACGGCCCGGGAACCCAGAAGAAGAAGCCGACUGCCCCAGAGGAUGAGCUGCUGCUGCAAUUUAAAAGAGAGGAGCAACCUUCCUCCGGAAGCUUCAGCGCACACUACCUGUCGAUGUUCCUGCUCACCGCAGCCUGCCUCUUUUUCCUCCUGCUCGGCCUCAUGUACAUCCGCAUGAGGGGCUCGGGAUCCCCGGCGGGAGAUGGUGUCAUUAAGAGUCACCCGUUUGGUAGCAACUUUGACUCCUCAUAUAGUAAGACAGAAAAAGACGUGAUCCUAAAGCUGCUGCUCAGCCUCCAUGAUCACCUGGCCAUCGUUGCUGGUCAUCAUGACUGUGGAGAGCAGCAGUAUGCUAGCAGGAGUCUGUCCAGAGAGCAGGUCACACAGUAUUUACUGGCUCAGGAUGGAGACUUUAAAGACUUCAUCGACGUCUCUCUAGAGUGGAUCAUCCGAGCUGGCCAGGAUGUCGGUAUAAGGCUGAGCGGGGAGCUAGCUGACGACCUAGUGAUGGAUGUGUCUGAGAUCUCUUGGUUGGAAUCCACGCAUCCCAGGAUGCCGUUCACCUGCCGCUUUCGUCGAGCUUUGCUCACAGUCAUGAACAAAGUCCUGGUCGUUGCCGUUGUUGUAGGCUUGGUGUGCAGUGUGAUCUGCUACGUGAAGUAUCGCUGGAGGAGAGAGGAGGAGGAGACGAGGCAGAUGUAUGACAUGGUGGAGAGGAUCAUCGAUGUGUUAAGGACCCACGGUGAGGCAUGCCAAGAGAACCGGGACCUAGAGCCUUACCUGCCCAUCCCCCAUGUCAGAGACUCCCUGGUUCAACCCCAGGAUAGGAGGAAGAUGAAGAAGGUUUGGGAGCGAGCCGUGAAGUUCCUCUCAGCUAACGAGUCCAGGAUCCGGACAGAGACGCAGCAGAUCAAGGGAGCAGACUUCAUGGUGUGGAGGUGGAUCCAGCCGCCCCUCAGCUCUGACAAAUCCAAGAUGUGGCAGGGGAAAGCAUUCCCUCUAGAUCGGAGGAAUUCACCGCCCAACAGUCUGACUCCAUGUCUGAAGAUCAGAAACAUGUUUGAUCCAGACAUGGAGGUUGGUGACAGCUGGGAUUUGGCCAUUCAGGAAGCCAUCCUGGAGAAAUGCAGUGACAAUGACGGCAUCGUCCAUAUUUCUGUUGAUAAGAACUCUAAAGAGGGCUGUGUCUAUGUCAAGUGUCUUUCUGCAGAGCACUCAGGAAAAGCCUUCAAAGCCCUGCAUGGCUCCUGGUUUGAUGGUAAGCUGGUGACAGUCAAGUAUCUGCGUCUGGACCGGUACCACCAGCGCUUCCCGCAGGCCCAGGGCUGCAGUGCGCCCCUGAAAGCGUCCAGCCUCCACCAGACCCCGGCUCCCUGCCCACUGCAGCAUGGGGGCCCCAACUCCUCAGGCUUCUCCUGAGAGGGCCCCUCCCUGUAUCAUAGAACUGUGGCCCCGCAGCGAGGCGGCAGCACAAGCUGUUCAGUGGUGCAGAGUUUUUAAAAACAUCAACUUUAUAUUUCAAGUGUCAUAGAAUUGAAAACAAAGCAAAGUGAGUAUUUAUUGUUAUUUUUGUUCUCUUCCAUCGCUCAUUGCCACAGUGGAGUCAUGUAUGUAUGUAAGCUUUCAGUG